UCUGAGUCAAAGGGACUGACCGUCACAGCCGCUCAGGUCGCCCGCCAGCCCACAAUGCUCGUCGGCACACUGAUUUUUCUGGGCCUGGUGCUUUGUGCCAAGGCCCAGUUUGAGGUGCACUGGAACGUUCCGACGUUUAUGUGCCACAAGCACGGCGUCUUCUUCGACGCGACACGCUAUGGCAUCACGCAGAACGAUAACGACCAGUUCCGUGGCGACACAAUGGUCAUCCUCUAUGACCCGGGCCUCUUUCCUGCCUACCUGACCGACGAGCCACAGGAAGAGGGAAUGUUUGAGAGCAUCUUCGGCAGGCAGAAGUACAGCGUGAUCGCCAGGAACGGCGGCCUACCGCAGCUCGGCAAUCUCACGCAGCACCUCGACGCAAUGAAAGAAUCCAUCAAUCAGCUCAUCCCCAACCCAAUGUUUUCUGGCGUGGGAGUGAUCGAUUUCGAGUCUUGGAGACCGACAUAUCGGCAGAACUGGGCGUCGCUGAACAUCUACCGCGACAAAUCCAAAGCGCUGGAGAAGAAACUGCACCCGUUCUGGUCCAAAGAGAGCAUCGAGAAUGAGGCGGAGAAACGGUUUGAGCAGUACGGGCGGCUCUUCAUGGAGAAAACGCUCAUGUUGGCCAAAGAUCUGCGGCCGCGCGCGCGAUGGGGAUACUACGCCUUUCCUUAUUGCUACAAUUACUCGCCCAAGAACAAGGGCUUUGACUGCCCUGCAGAGGUCAAAACCGAGAAUAACGAACUGAACUGGCUGUACUCGGGGAGCGAUGCCUUGUUUCCAUCGCUGUACAUGAGCAGGCAGAAGCUGACGCCGGAGCAGCACUAUAAAUUCGUCUUUGGAAGGGUUAAUGAGGCCAAGAGGCUGGCAAAUAGAAUCAAACCCAAGAGACCGGACGUCCUGCCGUAUGUGUGGUACAGGUACUACGACGAGCAGGAGUAUUUGACAGAGGAGGAUGUGUACAACAGCAUCGCCGGCCCAAGGACCCUUGGACUGAAGGGAGUCGUCCUGUGGGGCAGCUCCAAAGACGUCAACUCGAAGGAAAAGUGUCUGAAGCUGCAAAAAUACGUCGAACAGACGCUGGGCCCAGCGGUGCAGCACAUACGUACGGCGUCUGUCGCCGAACUGGAAAAGCGGCUUACAGGGAAGAAGCUGAAGAGGUCCAACCUGCCUGAAGGCUUCUGGACAAACUACUUCCUGGACCCGAUUGUGAAAAUAUUACGUAGGAGGACCAUUCGCAAUAAGUAGAGCACGUGGAGAGCACAAAACUUUUGGUGUUGGAGGUUGUGGACUGGCUCAGUGGCGGGAUUUGUUGUGAUCUGACUACUCACAGUGAGUAGUCUGUUUAUUCCACGGGAUGAUUGAACUUUUUACCAAAGCAUGAAAACACUACUAGAAUUCUAGACGUAAGGCUGCAUUUAAAAGAGGCGCGUGUGUGUGUUUUGAUAGCUCGUUGCCAUUUUUCUAUCUCAAACUACUGCCGUUUUUAAAGCACUUUUUCAAUAAAAAAAACUACCCAUUUUAUGUGACUGUACC
Molecule: messenger RNA, 1539 nt
Organism: Cloeon dipterum
Lineage: Eukaryota; Metazoa; Arthropoda; Insecta; Ephemeroptera; Baetidae
Product: hyaluronidase B-like
Exons: 5
Coding region: 55-1251 (398 amino acids)
Biological process (GO): defense response; carbohydrate metabolic process; hyaluronan catabolic process
Molecular function (GO): hyalurononglucosaminidase activity
Source: RefSeq, a predicted model, not a curated record